Molecule: messenger RNA, 1219 nt
Organism: Juglans regia (Persian walnut)
Lineage: Eukaryota; Viridiplantae; Streptophyta; Magnoliopsida; Fagales; Juglandaceae
Exons: 9
Coding region: 205-1116 (303 amino acids)
Molecular function (GO): hydrolase activity
Source: RefSeq, a predicted model, not a curated record
CUAGUUUCAGGCUUCUUGCAGCGAAGCGGUGACUAUCUAAAAGUGGUACCCGCACGCGAGAAAGAAGUAAAAGAAAAACCCUUAUGUCAACCGCGUCGGUGCACGCGUCCACUCUCUGCUGUCUCUCUUCUUCGUCCAAGCUCAACCCCUCCUCUCGCACUUCCAUGGCCACCUCUGCUCGCAUCGCAGUCGUCGGAGACGUCCAUGAUGAUUGGAAUCUACAAGAAGAUACAAAGGCACUUCAGUUUUUGCAGCCAGAUUUGGUGCUGUUCACAGGCAGGUGAUUUUGGUAAUGAGAAUGUUGAACUUGUCCAAAGUGUUGCAAGUCUUGAAUUUGCUAAAGCAGUUAUUUUGGGAAACCAUGAUUCCUGGUUCACUCAACAGUUCUCUGGCAAGAGGAAGGAUGGUGUUCAACUUCAGCUCGAAUGUCUUGGUGAGGAGCACGUAGCUUAUCGGCGUUUAGACUUUCCUCUGAUGAAAUUAAGUGUCGUGGGUGGACGGCCAUUUUCUUGUGGAGGAGAGCAGAUGUUUCGGAAAAGGCUUCUGUCUGCAAGAUAUGGAGUCCAAGACAUGGAUGGAAGUGCCAAGAGAAUUUAUGAAGCUGUUUUGCGCGUGCCAGAGGGUCAUAUAGUUAUAUUGCUUGCACACAAUGGCCCAACAGGUCUGGGUUCUAAUGUGGAUGACAUCUGUGGAAAAGAUUGGGCCUUUGGGGGAGGUGACCAUGGUGAUCCUGAUCUAGCACAAGCCAUAUCCCUCCUAAAAGAGACUGGCAAGUUCUCUAUCCGUGUGGUUGUGUUUGGUCACAUGCAUAAAGAGCUGGCUUAUCGAAAUGGUCUUCGCAAGAUGAUUGCUGUUGGUGCUGACAACACUAUAUACCUGAAUGGGGCCAUUGUUCCUAGGGUUAAAAGAUUGAUCGAUGAACAAGGAACUGCUGACCGAAGCUUCAUGAAGAAUGAAACCCCUCCAACGCCAGAGUCUAUUGGCACAAAGCGAGCCUUCACUUUAGUAGAAAUCUUGGAUGGAACAGUGGAUAAAAUUGCAGAAGUUUGGGUUUCAGUUGUUGGAGAUGAGACUGCAUUAGAAGAAGAGCACAUUUUAUUUAAAAGGGGCAGUUAGCUGUCUCCUUUAUUUUAUUCCGCAUUCAGUCUCAUCAGAUCAAACACUAGGAACAUAAUAAUUUCUGUUGAAUGCCAUGGUUGGUGGUAGUGUAAAUUUUAUA